AUGACGCUACACUCGUUUGCCAAUAUCCAGGUGAAAACCAAAACGGCCCGAGCAAAAAACACCAGCACACCGGAACAGUUCGCUAAGUAUCAACGACUACGGUGGCUGGUGGUGGAUGAAUCUUCGACGGUCGGGCUCGAAAUAUUGGCCACUCUUGAGAAACGCCUGCAGCAGUCUACCAGAGAUCGGGAUACGUGGAAACUUCGGCCAGGAGGAGAACGGAGGCCAUUCGGAGGGCGCACCCUCAUCUUGCCCGGGGACUUGUGGCAGUUCCCGCCAGUCAAAGCCACAGCCAUUUACCAGAACCCUUUCCAGUCAAACACAACCUUCCAAGUCAACGCACUGCAGCAAAUCUGUUGGUCGCACACCUGGCUUGCCAUCCCGCACCUGUUUGAGCUCACCCGCGAACAGCGGUGCGAGGACGCCUGGCUCAGCCAAAUUCUUCACCAGGCGAGACAUGGAAACAUGUCGCAGGAAGUGUGGUCUUUCUUACACGGGUUUCCAACACUCCAUGCGGGCUCGUGGUCCUUUCAAAACAAUGAAGCCAGCUGCGGCCAAAAAACUUGCAACAACCUACAUCUUCAACCCACUGCCCCCAACCAGUUGGAAUGUGUAAUUUGCCACCAAGAAAGGGCACGUCGAUGCAUCGUAGGCAAAGACCCAAAAGCCGAGCACUUCCUUAACCAUCCGUUUGUGCAUGGGCUGAAUGCCGCCAAGUACAUUGCAGCCAACCUUCGUGCCAAAUGGGUCGCCAGCACUCGCAAGCACAAGUUGCUUUGGAUAAUUGCUCAAGAUACCCCGCUUUUUCAUGUGGAGGCGACGGAAUUACAAGCCCGGCGCGAAAAUUGGUUACAGCGCCAUGACCAGUCCACCGGCGGUGUCGUCGGAAUCUUGCCCCUUCUCCACAACAUGCCAAUCCGAGUCACGCAAACCCUGUCCGAUCUGAAAGCUUUCGGGCUCUUCAAAAACACCCGGGGCAUCCUUUGGAAUUGGACACUGCACGAUGUCGACAAAGACGCCGUCGAAACAGCAGAAGGCCGAGACAUCGUGCUACAACGCCUUCCGCUGGCAUUGUAUGUCAGAGUGGCCGGGGCAAACUGGCAACAACAUCCAGACCUGCCGGUUGGCGUCGCUCGGAUUGAACCCGUCACCCAGACGUGGACGCUGGAAACGAACGGCAAAACUACCGUCUCUCGACGUGGCUUUCCAAUAGCCUCCGAUUACGCUGGCACGGCGCAUUCGUUUAUGGGGGCCACCCUCGGUGCAUGCACAUUGGACCUUGGCACGUGGGAUGCCACGACCUCCCGCGAGGCCAAAAUUCGAUUUGAGAAAGACAAGCCGAACAAGCAAAGGAAUCGUGACAUCAUGUUGUUUUGCCGCGGUUGCAGCCCACAACCGCAUCUACAAGAGAAACUGUUGCCACUUCGAGAAUUCGUUUCGGCCUGGGACCAAGAGGAAUGGUACCGUGUACUGUCAGAAGGCAUGUGUCGCUUAUGCACCCAGUGUCAAACGAAGCAGAGCAGCCCUGCAGCCAAGAGGAAGCCUAAGGAAGUGGGUUCCUGCGCAUAUUGCCAGACGUUGCCAGCCGACCAGACCGGCUACUGUUCGAAAUGCGUUGUGGGCAACCACGCCCUCAAAAGUCAUCCCACCAUGCCAAACAGAAACCGCAUUGGCUUUGUAAGAGCUGUAAUGCAGCGCCCAAAUGUGGCAACUGUGCCGGCCCUUUGCCGAGCCACGCAGAGGCAGGCACAUGGUGUGCCACAUGUGCAUAUCCACCGUGCAGUGGAGGUUGCGGCGAGCCUCGCCCCCAAAGACCAGCCAACCAUGCAAAACACCUGCCGAAAUGGUUUUGUCAACAUUGCAAUGCAGCGAAACACUGUGCCAACUGUGCCGGCCCUUUACCGAGCAAUGCAGAGGCAGGCACAUGGUGUGCCACAUGUGCAUAUCCACCGUGCAGUGGAGGUUGCGGCGAGCCCCGCCCACAUGAAAGAAGAUACCACGCCCAGCACAAGCCGCUUUGGUUGUGUCAAGCAUGCAGUGGACGCAAUGGUUACCCGCCGUGUCCAAUGUGCGGUCUGCAACGCCAGUCGGUACCAUGUCAAUGUCAUGCCGCACUGGACCUGCGAAGCCUGCACGGUAAAGUCUUGUCCCAAGUGCGGGGAAGUUCUUGGUGCAAAAGCUCAAACGGAUGCAUUGUGUUUAGCGUGUGCAUAUCCACCAUGUGAGAGCUGUGGGUCGCAACGCCCGCAAGAAAGUCGUUACCGUGUCAACGUCAUGCCGCAGUGGACCUGCGAAGCCUGCUCAGUCAAGUCUUGUCCCAAGUGCGGGCAAAUCCUUGGUCCAAAAGCUCAAGAUGGUGCAUGGUGUUUAGCCUGUGCAUAUCCGCCCUGUGAGAGUUGCGGUCGCCCACGGCCAAGGACGCACAGUGAAUACCAUGCGCAGGUCAUGCCAACAUGGACGUGCGAGGCGUGCGGCGGGAACAGCCAUACUGACGGUCCCAAAGAAAAGGCUUCGCAGAGGUUAGUCGCCCAUGCAUCCGACGCCAGCCAACGGCAUAUGACAUUUUUCCAUAGCCCAACAUGA
This is a messenger RNA of Cladocopium goreaui, 2583 nucleotides long. NCBI's taxonomy places the organism in Eukaryota, Dinophyceae, Suessiales, Symbiodiniaceae. The record is from the annotation of a GenBank genome assembly.